AAACAAUAUGUAUCACAUGCUCGACUUUUGGACAGUUGAAAAGAAAUUCUGGUAAUGUUCAAAACAAAUCGAAAAAUACAUUUAUAGAAAUUGUCAGUUAAUCUAUUUUGGCUAAUACUCCUUGGUUGUUUGUUCUCUUGCCAUGAGCUAUACGAACUUGAUGCAACAUCAGAGUGUGAUGGAUGGCUGCCAGAGGGUCAGUUGCAAUCGAUCCUACUCGACUACGGGAGGCGGCGCUCUGAUGGGCGGCGGUGUGGGGCAGCGUGUGGUGAUCAGCAAGGAAUUCGCCAUUGGAUGCAAACUGGAGCAAAAGGAUUGUUACCAGCCGCAGGUGGUAGAACGAACCUGGUGUGUCUAUAUACGGGAGCUGGACAAUGUGGAUAUGGGUUGUUAUGUGAGACGUGUUAGCUUUCGGAUGUCACCGCGUCUCCCAUUGCGUUUGCAUGUGGCCGAUGCCUCGCCUUUCGAGAUAACCGAAGUGCUGGACACGGAUUUCCCGAUUGAGAUGCAAGUGGAAUAUUCGGAUGUGAAAAUGACGCCAACAACAUAUAUAUAUCAGCCGAAGGGUAUAUUGAAUGGUAAACAUUGUUUGGAUAUCAGACAUGAUUUCAAGGGCGAAGAGCAUAAGGAUCGUAUGGCUUUUGUUAAUCCAUCGGAGAGUAUGAGAUUAAGUUUGACCACACCAACACCGCCAAAGGUUCAAACCAGCCAUGAGCAGAGAGGGGGGGAGUUGUUGCUGCCGAUAAAGAAGGAAAAGGGUAAGGUAAAGACACAGAAACCGCAACAACCCAAAUGGCGUCUAAAUAUACGUGGCCCAUUGUUGCCCCCUUUGGAUAAGGAUUAAC
Molecule: messenger RNA, 845 nt
Organism: Drosophila willistoni
Lineage: Eukaryota; Metazoa; Arthropoda; Insecta; Diptera; Drosophilidae
Product: YEATS domain-containing protein 4
Exons: 1
Coding region: 143-844 (233 amino acids)
Biological process (GO): regulation of DNA-templated transcription
Source: RefSeq, a predicted model, not a curated record